Symphalangus syndactylus (siamang) is the source of this 1235-nucleotide messenger RNA. RefSeq names its product histamine receptor H4 (gene HRH4). Gene Ontology annotation, molecular function: histamine receptor activity; G protein-coupled acetylcholine receptor activity; G protein-coupled serotonin receptor activity. NCBI's taxonomy places the organism in Eukaryota, Metazoa, Chordata, Mammalia, Primates, Hylobatidae. Gene Ontology annotation, biological process: adenylate cyclase-inhibiting G protein-coupled acetylcholine receptor signaling pathway; G protein-coupled receptor signaling pathway, coupled to cyclic nucleotide second messenger; regulation of MAPK cascade. The record is from RefSeq and is a predicted model, not a curated record. Gene Ontology annotation, cellular component: dendrite; plasma membrane; synapse.
AUGCCAGAUACUAAUAGCACAAUUGACUUAUCACUGAGCGCUCGUAUUACUUUAGCAUUUUUUAUGUCCUUAGUAGCUUUUGCUAUAAUGCUAGGAAAUGCUGUGGUCAUUUUAGCUUUUGUGGUGGACAAAAAGCUUAGACAUAGAAGUAGUUAUUUUUUCUUGGCCAUCUCUGACUUCUUUGUGGGUGUGAUCUCCAUUCCUUUGUACAUCCCUUACACGCUGUUCGAAUGGGAUUUUGGAAAGGAAAUCUGUGUGUUUUGGCUCACUACUGACUAUCUUUUAUGUACAGCAUCUGUGUAUAACAUUGUCCUCAUCAGCUAUGAUUGAUACCUGUCAGUCUCAAACGCUGUGUCUUAUAGAACUCAACAUACUGGGAUCUUGAAGAUUGUCACUCUGAUGGUGGCCGUUUGGGUGCUGGCUUUCUUAGUGAAUGGGCCAAUGAUUCUAGUUUCAGAGUCUUGGAAGGAUGAAGGUAGUGAAUGUGAACCUGGGUUUUUUUCGGAAUGGUACAUCCUUGCCAUCACAUCAUUCUUGGAAUUCCUGAUCCCAGUCAUCUUAGUCUCUUAUUUCAGCAUGAAUAUUUAUUGGAGCCUGUGGAAGCGUGAUCAUCUCAGUAGGUGUCAAAGCCAUCCUGGACUGACUGCUGUCUCUUCCAACAUCUGUGGACACUCAUUCAGAGGUAGACUAUCUUCAAGGAGAUCUCUUUCUGCAUUGACAGAAGUACCUGCAUCUCUUCAUUCAGAGAGACAGAGGAGAAAGAGCAGUCUCAUGUUUUCCUUAAGAACCAAGAUGAAUAGCAAUACAAUUGCUUCCAAAAUGGGUUCCUUCUCCCAGUAAGAUUCUGUAGCUCUUCACCAAAGGGAACAUGUUGAACUGCUUAGAGCCAGGAGAUUAGCCAAGUCACUGGCCAUUCUCUUAGGGGUUUUUGCUGUUUGCUGGGCUCUGUAUUCUCUGUUCACAAUUGUCCUUUCAUUUUACUCCUCAGCAACAGGUCCUAAAUCAGUUUGGUACAGAAUUGCAUUUUGGCUUCAGUGGUUCAAUUCCUUUGUCAAUCCUCUUUUGUAUCCCUUGUGUCACAAGCACUUUCAAAAGGCUUUCUUGAAAAUAUUUUGUAUAAAAAAGCAACCUCUACCAUCACCACACAGUCGGUCAGUAUCUUCUUAAAGACAAUUUUCUCACUUCUGUAAAUUUUAGUCUCAAUCUCACCUAAAUGAAUUAGGUCUGCCCUUUAU